Messenger RNA from Aplysia californica (California sea hare), 1281 nucleotides. RefSeq lists its product as uncharacterized. The coding region runs from base 173 to 853 and encodes 226 amino acids. The record is from RefSeq and is a predicted model, not a curated record. The transcript has 4 exons. Lineage: Eukaryota; Metazoa; Mollusca; Gastropoda; Aplysiida; Aplysiidae.
UUCAUCACAGCAGCGACUUCUUCCUUCCUUCCAGUUUCCUAUUAAGUUAUUAGUAUUAGUCACAGGAUGCUUUUUUCUGGAAUGAGAUGUAACACCAGUGUCUAAAUUAUCACCUGGUGUUGACCAUCAAGGAGUAUUCAAUGCAAAAAGAAAAGAAAGAGACAGACGCAACAUGAACAGCCACGCUCCUCAUCACCAGUCUGCUGGCUCCGGGCGAAGACCUCACGACUGUAGGAUUGCGAUGAAAUUUCAUCCUGUGGAUGUGACCAAGAUUCCUGUGUGUCCUGCUUCGAAGCAGUCUUCUACAAAGCCGCCAUUCUGUGGCUGUCCCAACGACUUGGAAACUAAAUGCUGGAAGUGCUGUAUGCCUGGUGUCAUCGAGACCCGACUGUUGAGGCAGCCAGUCGAGUGUGUGAAGCCAAGAUGUAACUACAGCAUCCCCUCCAUACCUUGCUACGACCCACCCAGACACGUUGCUGAUAGGUGCGACCCGCUCUGCUUUGAAUGGACGGUUGAUGAGCCUGGUCCUAACGACAGUUACGGUUUGAACGGCCUCAACUGGUACGACUGGCAGAUGGAAAGACGCUUUAGUAACACGCCGUUAUUGGAAUCAAAGACCUUUGGCUACAAACCAGCACACCCGGGAUUCAAUAUAAAACCCCCACUGGCCAACACUCCAAUCUAUGUGUGUACACGCCCCAUUGAAUGUUAUGCCCGAUCCGAAAAUCCCUGCAAAACGUCUCCUUUCGCAACGGACAUCAAUUACUUCAGGGACUGGCGCUGCUGCGAAAUGAAGCCACCCCAGCCCUGGAAACCGCCUUACGCUCAUUGGGCUACCAGAGUGGAUGUCUAAGUUUCUACAACAACCAAUUCCAUUGCCUUUGAUGUCGUCGGGUAUAUUCCAUUCCAAUGCGCAAACUUCUCUUUUAUCGCGUUCAGUGAACUAGGGAAACAAACGCUCUGUGGUGAAUUGUAUUCCAUGGUGUUCACAUUCGACAAUUUCAAACAACAGGCCAUUAAGCAGGACGCACAUACUUACACACACACAAACACACAAACACACACACACACACACACACACACACACACACACACACACACACACACACUCACACACACACACACGCACACACACGCAUACAUACUCACAUACACACACAUUCACGCGUGCAGGCACAAGCAAUAGAACGAAAGAAUACUAGUUUUGCUAAACGCAAAGUGGUGCACGCGAUGUAAUGGUGUCAAAAUACACUCAAAGGUGUUUGUUUUGGAAAAACUAUC